AUGUCCGUUUUCAAGCUUCUCCUCGCGCUCACUCUCGUCGGCGUCACUCUUGCGGCUCCUUCAAGACCUGUUGCCCACGAGAAGCGCGACUCCACACCCGUGGGCUUCGCUGCUCUAGGACCUGCCCACUCGGACACAACCCUCAAGCUGCGCUUCGCGCUCGCGCAAGCCGACUCGAGCAGCUUGGUCGACGCCCUUUACGCCGUCAGCGAUCCCGCAAGCCCACAGUAUGGAGAGCAUUUGACCAAGGCGCAGGUUGAAGCCUUCGUCGCGCCAAAGAAUGAGACUACGGAAGCUGUUAACGCGUGGCUGACUGCGAGUGGUCUCGCUGCGACGUCUAUCUCCCCCACUGGCGACUGGGUCAGCGUGGAUAUCCCGGUUAGCAAGGCAAACCAGCUGCUUAACGCCGAUUUCACGGUAUUCACAAACGAAGCGACGGGAAAGCAAGCCGUGCGGACGAUGUCGUACUCUCUCCCGGACGAGUUGCGGGGCCACGUUGAUCUCAUCCACCCCACUGUCGUUUUCCCUAUCGCCAAAACCAUCGACCCUUCCGUCAAGUCAGCGGCACGUCGCCGAACCUUCCACACCCCUGUCCCCCGCCAGUUCACUCCUUCAUGCGAUGACGACAACUUCCCCUCGUGUCUGCAGGCCCUCUACAACAUCCCACUGACGCCUGCCGUGAACAAAGACCUCUUCCUGGGUGUCACCGGUUUCUACGGGAACAGCGCGCACUACGAGUACCUCAAUGAAUUUCUUGUGCAAUUCCGCCCAGACAUGGAUCCCAACACCAACUUCACGUCGGUCGGUAUCGACGGCGGAGAAAACACCCAAACGGGGCCGUCCGCUUCUGAGGGGGAACUCGAUAUCCAGUACACUGUGGGCCUCGCCACCGGGGUUCCUGUCGUGUAUUACUUUAUUGGUUUCGACUACCAGGAUGGUCCUCUGGAGGGCUUCCUCGACGAGGCCAAUUAUUUACUCAGUCUCGAUCAUCCCCCGCAAGUCCUCUCCACCAGCUAUGGGAUGCAAGAGAGCUCCCUUACGCCAGAACUCACCGACAAACUCUGUCAAGUGUAUGCGCAACUCGGCGCGCGCGGAGUCUCUAUCGUGUACGCGUCCGGCGACAGUGGGGUCGGCUGUUCCGACACCGACGCCUUUGCACCCACUUUCCCGUCCAACUGCCCAUACGUGACCUCCGUCGGCGGCACCCAGAACGGCGCCGCGGCACCCGAAGACGCCUGGGUCGGCUCCGGCGGCGGCUUCUCGAACUACUACCCCCGCCCCGCCUACCAAGACGCCGCGGUGUCCGCCUACCUCGCCUCCCCGAACCCGAACGCGGGCCGGUUCAACGCGAGCGGGCGCGGGUUCCCCGACAUCGCGGCGAAGGCGGACUUCUACCUGAUCGAGGCCGCCGGGCUCUUCGCGGUCCAGGGAACCAGCGCGUCCACCCCGGUCGUCGCCAGCGUCGUCGCGCUGCUGAACGACCGGCUGGCGAGCGCGGGGCGGCCGCCGCUCGGGUUCUUGAACCCGUGGCUGUACGGCGAGGCGCGGGGGGCGUUCAGGACGUCGUCGCGGGCAACAGCUCGAUCCAGUGCUCGGACGACUCCGAUCCGGACGGUGCCCCAAGGGUUUGACGCGGUAGUGGGCUGGGAUCCGGUCACUGGGCUGGGUUCUCCAGAUUUCAAUAAGUUGCUUGCCGUGUUGGGCUUGUGA
Molecule: messenger RNA, 1710 nt
Organism: Epithele typhae
Lineage: Eukaryota; Fungi; Basidiomycota; Agaricomycetes; Polyporales; Epitheliaceae
Product: subtilisin-like protein
Exons: 8
Coding region: 1-1710 (569 amino acids)
Biological process (GO): proteolysis
Molecular function (GO): tripeptidyl-peptidase activity; serine-type endopeptidase activity
Source: RefSeq, a predicted model, not a curated record